UUUUCCUUUUGACCGGCUGUUCAAAGGUAAUAAAUAGUUGGCUUCGUGAUGCAAACGCCUUGCUAGACUAUGAGCGAUAUCGCGGAGCUUUUAAGCGAAACUGAGGAUCUAUUUAGGAAAGUUCUUGAAAGUAAGGGUAUUCUUGUUGCAUCGUGGGAGGAAAAAACAGUUUGCUGAAAUGGAUUUGAGCUCAUGGAACAUGUUCUGGCUCCUGUGUUUUGGAUUGUUGGCGAUACUGAUCGUCUUUGGAAAUACUCUAACCAUCUGGAUAUUCCUGAAGCAGAAACAACGCAAACGAACUUCUUUUCUUCUAAUCAGCUUGUCUGUUGCUGAUUUACUUGUGGGAUUGUUGACCAUCCCUCUCUUUAUAGCAGCAUAUGAAGCAUCUUUGAUAACUGUAGACACGGUAUUCCUCCGUGUUGACGUUUUCACAGCGUUAGCUUCCAUCUACACCCUUAGCGUCAUUUCCGUGGAGAGGAUGUUUGCCGUCGCUUGGCCUCAUCGUCAUAGAACUUUGAAACUUCGUGCUUACAUCUGUGCUAUUGCCACACCGUGGAUCAUGGCAACAAUAAUCACUGUUUUACUUUUUACUCUUAACAGUGUAAGGGGCCUUCUUAUUUUUUGUCCUGCCGUGCCUCUUAUAGUUAUGUGUCUUGCAUAUUAUGUCAUCUGGAAGAUACAGAGAUCAUCGAUGGGUAACCGGAAUCAGUCAAGGGAGGCUAGGUUAGCAAAGACUUUAUUUUUGAUAACGGGAGCUUCGAUUUUGACUUGGCUUCCAUUUCAAAUUCUUAAUAUAGUGCUACAAUUUGGCGUUACAGCAAAUUUUUCCUACUCGACAUUGUCAAUCCUACUCGUUAGGGUCUUACAAUUUAGCAAUUCUCUCGUGAACGUGAUAAUUUAUCCGUUUAGAGUCCCAGGAUUUAGGAAUACCCUUUGGCGGAUGCUCCGCUGCCGUCAAAGGUUCGACGAUCCGGCCCUAACGCCAGCUGGGUCAGGGUCUGUUGUGUCCCUGAAGAGACGAAAGAGUUCCAAUUUUUUACCAGCGAACCCUAAUCAGGAAAUUGCAUUGUAA
Molecule: messenger RNA, 1072 nt
Organism: Pocillopora verrucosa
Lineage: Eukaryota; Metazoa; Cnidaria; Anthozoa; Scleractinia; Pocilloporidae
Product: adenosine receptor A3-like
Biological process (GO): G protein-coupled receptor signaling pathway
Cellular component (GO): plasma membrane
Molecular function (GO): G protein-coupled receptor activity
Source: RefSeq, a predicted model, not a curated record